Chenopodium quinoa (quinoa) is the source of this 1976-nucleotide messenger RNA. Its product is annotated as carnosine N-methyltransferase-like. The record is from RefSeq and is a predicted model, not a curated record. The transcript has 17 exons. Bases 161 to 1573 code for a protein of 470 amino acids. NCBI's taxonomy places the organism in Eukaryota, Viridiplantae, Streptophyta, Magnoliopsida, Caryophyllales, Amaranthaceae. Gene Ontology annotation, molecular function: S-adenosylmethionine-dependent methyltransferase activity.
ACCGUAUGUCGGCUUUUUUCUGAAAUAUUUUUAUGUUUGAUUUUAUAAAAGAAAAAAGAAAUUGCCAAGUCAGCAAAACGCCGCACAAACCUCAACCAAAAACCUUUCUUCCAACUUCAAUAUCAAAUCCAAUCCAAAAUUCACCAAAAACGUCGAAAACAUGGAAUUGAAUGAAGAACAACAGCAACUUCGGCGUCGAAAAUUGGAAGAAGCUCUUGAAGUCAAAUCUCUCCGUCGAAUUAUCAGCGCUUAUAUCAACUAUCCAGAUGCAGCUGAAGAUGACAUUAAGCGAUGUGAAAGUUCUUUUAGAAAGCUUUCACCUGCACAUAAGACUCUUCUUUUGCACUUGCCAUCGAAAUUCCAGAGUUUGAGAAGGUGUAUAUCGGUGAAUACAUUUUUUAUUUUAAACAUGCUUCAGGCCUUUGAGCCUCCACUAGAUAUGAGCAUGGAUGUAGAUAAUUGUGAAGAUCAGCAUCUUGAAUGUUGCCCAGAUGAGCACCAUCAUCGUCAUGAUGGGAGUUCCUUGGACAGUCAUCACAGCUCGACUGGAAUGGCGAGAUCAGCAAAAGACCCGGCAGUUUGUAAUACAGAAAAUGAUCACAUGCCAUCAGCAAGAGGAACCACAGAUACUGAUGUCGCUACAAAUGCCAUUGGUGGUCAGGAAACCGAAGGACAACUUAAAUCGGUUGAAUCAAAUGGCAAUGCAUCGUCAUCUUCUUGUGAUUGGUUGAAUUCAUCGUUGCAAUUGAAUGUGCCACUAGUUGAUGUUGACAAGGUUCGCUGCGUCAUAAGAAAUAUAGUUAGAGAUUGGGGAGCAGAGGGGCAAGUGGAGCGUGAUCAAUGCUAUCUGCCCAUUCUUGAGGAGCUUGAGAGAUUGUUUCCCAAGCGCAGUAAGGAAAGUCCUCCUUGCUGCCUGGUACCUGGUGCUGGACUUGGGAGAUUGGCAUUGGACAUUUCACGUCUUGGCUUUGUAUGCCAGGGUAAUGAAUUUUCAUACUAUAUGAUGAUAUGCUCCAGCUUUAUUCUCAACCACUCUCAAUCUGUUGGUGAAUGGACUAUAUACCCUUGGAUCCAUAGCAAUUGCAAUUCGAUUUCAGACGAGGACCAACUUCGUCCUGUUUCUAUUCCCGACAUUCUUCCUGCUAGCGUAGGAAUAACGGAAGGUUUUUCCAUGUGUGGCGGGGACUUUGUUGAAGUGUAUAGUGAUCCAGGUCAAGAAGGAAUCUGGGAUGCUGUAGUUACGUGCUUUUUCAUUGACACAGCUCAUAACAUUGUAGAGUACAUUGAAAUAAUAUGGAAAAUCCUCAAAGAUGGAGGGGUGUGGAUUAAUCUUGGACCGCUGCUUUAUCAUUUUGCGGAUACAUAUGGGCAAAACGAGAUGUCCAUAGAAUUAAGUUUAGAAGACGUGAAGAAGGUGGCUUUUCACUAUGGAUUUACUUUAGAGAAGGAAAGUACUAUCUCGACGACAUAUACAACAAAUGCUCGGUCUAUGAUGCAGAACCGGUAUUUCGCAGCAUUCUGGACCAUGAGAAAGAAAUCUGCGAACAAGUCUAGCGCGGCACCUGAUGAAUGAUCAACUUUGUUUCAGAAGGGUUUGCUGCUUAUUCUGGGCUCAAAAAGAACGUGAUCACCUUACAAGCACCUAGUCUCCCAUUUAGCAGCAAAUCAUUUCCAUCACCAGUCUAAAAGAUGGAAAAAUUUGCUGCAAUGUUAAAUAUACUUAUCUGUUAUUUAUUGCUGUGAAGUUAUUGUUUGUGGAUCGAGUGAUCCACAUUGUUGAUCAGUGGCCCAUGGCCGAUGGCCCGGGGCUUUAUAUCCCAUGGGGCCUGUUUUUGGCUCCAUUCCUUCUUGAGUAUCAAUGGCAUAUUUAGCAAUUUUUUCUUUGUAAGAGAACUAAACUAUUUUGUACUAUAAUGUUGUCCUUGCAACUUAUUAUUAGUGGAUUUUUUACGAAACUGAGCCCUAUUAGCAAACUA